This is a messenger RNA of Talaromyces amestolkiae, 1677 nucleotides long. RefSeq lists its product as uncharacterized. The transcript has a single exon. Gene Ontology annotation, molecular function: DNA replication origin binding. The record is from RefSeq and is a predicted model, not a curated record. The coding region runs from base 1 to 1677 and encodes 558 amino acids. NCBI's taxonomy places the organism in Eukaryota, Fungi, Ascomycota, Eurotiomycetes, Eurotiales, Trichocomaceae. Gene Ontology annotation, cellular component: nucleus; nuclear origin of replication recognition complex. Gene Ontology annotation, biological process: DNA replication.
AUGAAGCGCAAAGCAGCAGAUUCUCCGAAUGGGAACCACGCCAACAACAACGACGAUAAUAACAAUGACUUGCCCGCAGCGUCCACUCCGAAACGGCAGAAACGAGGUCCCGGACCUGAUACAGCCUUGAGAGUGAAUGGCCACGGAUUGAAUGGCGACGUCGUCACCCCGUCGAAACGAGCGCGAAACACGCCGAAAAAGGUCGAUACGUUGACUGCGUCUGGGCUCAAGACGCCGACACACAAGGCAAAGGCGAAGUCUUUAUUUACGACACCGAAGAAAGAUGCUAUAGCUACACCAUCGAAAGUCAGAAACGCCGACCGGUCGGCUAAGAAGAAGAGUGCAAAGAUACUGCUCGAGCAGGACGAUGAAAAUACCUGGGACGGCGCGGAUAAGCUCGCAGAAGAGAUUCUCGAGGACGACAACCCGAAAAUAAAUGGUGUGAUUGAGACAACCGAGAAAGAUAGCGAAGCUCCAGCUGCCGAACCGCCCGUAAAGCGCAGAGCAGGUCGACCUAAAGGCGCAAAGAAUAAACGAUCACCGACUCCAGAGGGAGACAUACCGCCUCACGAACGAUAUUUUUUCCAGAAUCGACCGGGGCCCCCGAACACGUCGAACAAUAAUCUGAACAAAGUCUCGCUGCUGGCACAUGACGAAUAUUUCGAGUUGCUCGGCCGACACGAUGAUACCUUUAGCGAGGAGAAGGAAUUGCUGCUCAAUAUUCAUCGUCGCUCGUUUCCUCAAUGGAACUUUGAGUUUGAUGAAAAGUUUAAUAUUUGUUUAUAUGGAUAUGGCUCSAAGAGGGGACUGGKACAGAAAUUCGCCGACUGGUUAUAUGGAUCCAAGUCGCACCAACCUAUAAUUAUAGUCAAUGGCUACGCUCCGAAUACCUCUGUCAAGGCGAUACUCACUGCGAUUGCGACUGCUGUAUGCGGAGAGGAUGUGCCCUCUAAAAUCGGCGGGACACCCAGUGAGGCACUCGAAUUUUUACAAUCGGCUCUACAGUCCCGGAAAACGCCCAUAACGGUAUUAAUCAAUUCGAUAGACGCGCCGCCCUUACGCAGACUUGCACAUCAAGCGCAACUGGCUCGACUAGCUGCGCUACCUAAUGUCAAUGUGCUAGCUACUGUUGACACGCCCAAUUUUCUGACCAUGUGGGAUGUCAGUCUACGCGAUCAAUUUAACUUUGUGUUCCACGACUGCACCACGUUUGCGCCCAUGGAUGCGGAGAUGAAUGUUGUGGAUGAAGUCAACAAUCUACUCGGAAAGAAAGGUCGACGCGUGGGUGGCAGAGAAGGAGUAGCGUUCGUGCUGAAGAGUUUACCGGAAAAUGCCCGCAACCUUUAUCGAUUACUCCUUACAGAAGUCCUUACGCUACAAUACAGCGACGGCAAUGGAGGGUUCAGCGAUGACGAGGAUGGUCAGGAGCAGACUACUCAAACACAACAAAAAGGUAGCCGGCGUGAAGAGCCCGGUAUUGAGUUUAGGAUGCUGUAUCAGAAAGCGGCUGAGGAGUUCAUUGCGUCGUCUGAGAUGAUGUUCCGCACGUUGUUGAAGGAGUUCUAUGACCAUCAAAUGGUCACUUCGCGGAUGGAUGCGACCGGGACCGAGACGCUUAGUAUUCCUUUGUCGCGAGAAGAGAUGGAGGGUGUGCUGGAGGAUUUGGUGUUGAGUUAG